Messenger RNA from Lotus japonicus, 2457 nucleotides. RefSeq lists its product as uncharacterized. The transcript has a single exon. The record is from RefSeq and is a predicted model, not a curated record. Bases 1 to 2457 code for a protein of 818 amino acids. Gene Ontology annotation, biological process: proteolysis. NCBI's taxonomy places the organism in Eukaryota, Viridiplantae, Streptophyta, Magnoliopsida, Fabales, Fabaceae. Gene Ontology annotation, molecular function: aspartic-type endopeptidase activity.
AUGCGAGGUAAAACUCCAGCUGAUCUACUAUUGUUCGAUCCAGAGAUUGAAGCUACAGCUAGGAGAAACAAUAGCAAGACAAGGAGGAGAAAACAAUUAGCUGAGCACAGGAGGGAGCAAGAAGCAUUGUCUUCCUCAAUUUCUUCAGUAAGACAACAGACAGAGACCAUAGCUGCAGAACCAGCUGGUGGUGGAAAUGAGGAUACAAAUGUAGGAUUUGUGAACUUCACUCCAAGGAACAUAACCAGGAUUGGUAGGCCUGCAGGUGCUGCAAGGCCACCUGAAGUGAAGACUGGAUUGGUGCAGCUGAUGUAUGCUAAUCCUUUCGCUGGCUUGGAUCAUGAGAAUCCUUACACUCAUCUGACAAAGUUUUAUGAACUUUGUUGUACUGCUGGAAUUAGCCAAGCUGAGGAAGAAGUUGUAUUUCUGAGGCUCUUCCCUUUAACUUUGAUUGGGCAAGCAAAGGAUUGGUUCUUGGAUCAACCACAGACAACUUUAGCUGAUUGGAAUGAAUUGGAAAAGAAAUUCAUGACCAGGUACUUUUCUGAAUCAAAAUAUAUAGAUUGUAGAACUGCUAUUUCUACUUUUUCCCAAAGUACAGGUGAAAGUUUGCGUGAAGCUUGGGAAAGAUACAAAUCCAUGCUGAGAAGGUGCCCGAAUCAUGACUUUGAUGCCAAGACGCAAAUCCAUCUUUUCAGAAAAGGUCUUCAACAACAGAGCAGGAUAAUGGUGGAUGCAACUUCAGGAGGUUCUUUGAUGACAAAGUCUCCAACUGAGGCCAUUCAGAUCAUUGAGGCUAUGGCUCUAAAUGACCACCAAGAUCAACAUAUUAGAGGACCACCAAGAAGAGGAGGCGUUCUAGAAUUGGGAUCAAGUGAUGCUAUCUUGGCCCAAAACAAGCAACUGCAGCAACAACUGGAUGAAGUGAAAAAGACUCUGAGUGAUCUUCCCAAACAACUUCGGGAGAUGCAAGAUUCUUCCAGGAAGCAGGUGAACAGGUGUGAUGUGUGUACUAAGGAUCAUCCAACAGAAUACUGUCAAUUACAGGAAGAGGAGGUUCACUACCUAGGAAACCAGCAGAGGCAAGGGUACCAGAACAACUAUCCCAGGGGAGGUAAUCAACAAUACAACCAACCUUGGAGGCAAGAUGCAGGGCCUUCCACCAGCAGGGCACCACCACCUUACCAGAACCAGUCAUACCAACAGCCGCCACAGAGCAGGAAUCCAACAUUAGAAGAUACAAUGAAUCAGUUCAUGCAGAUGACUAUGACCAAUCAGAAGAACACAAAAGCUUCUAUUAAGAAUUUAGAGAUCCAAAUGGGCCAGUUAGCAAAGCAGGUGGCUGAGAGUCAUAAAGGAGCAUUCACAGCAAACACUGAACCUAAUCCAAAUCAGAAGUGCAAUGCGAUCUUCACCAGGAGCGGAAAGGCGGUUGGUAGAGAUAUUGAUGAGGUAGUGAGUGAAAAAAAUGAUAGAGGUGAAGAGAAAGAGAAAAUGAGAGAUAAUGAGGAGAUUGAGAGGGAGGUGUUGAAAAAUAAGAGUGAUAGUGUAAAUAGGCAAGAAAAGAGUGAUGAAGAGAAAACAAAAGAAAAAUGUGAGGAAAAGGUAGGUGAUAGUGGAGAGAAAAGAAAGGUGGGAGGAAAAGAGAAUGCAUUUAAAGACAAAGAGAAAGUUAUCCAAAAACCCCCACUUGAGAAGAGACUUCCUUAUCCACAUGCUCCUACCAAGGCGGACAAGGAAAGACAAUUCACUAGGUUCAUGGAUAUCUUCAAAAGGCUUCAAAUCAACAUUCCAUUUGCAGAGGCUUUGGAGCAAAUGCCAACAUAUGCAAAAUUCAUGAAAGAGUUGCUGACAAAGAAGAGAAAGUUUCAGGAUGAAGAAGUUGUUCACUUGGGAGCUCAUUGCAGUUCCUUUAUUCAGCAUUUCAUACCUGAGAAGAUGGAUGAUCCUGGAAAUGUAACAAUUCCAGUGACUAUUGGUACUUUAGCAGUGGGAAAAGCUCUGAUUGAUUUGGGAGCCAGUAUAAGUCUUAUGCCACUUUCCAUAAUGAAGAAAGCAGGUGGUAUGGAGCUUAGACCAACCAGGAUGUCUUUACAGCUUGCAGACAGAUCAAUCAAAUAUCCAGUUGGCAUAGUAGAGGAUGUACUGGUAAGAGUUGAUAAAUUUUUAAUUCCCGCUGACUUUGCUAUUAUUGAUAUUCCAGAGGAUGAAGAAGUUCCAAUCAUCCUGGGGAGACCCUUCAUGAGGACAGCAAGAAUGGCAAUAGACAUGGACAUUGGGAAGCUGAAAGUGAGAGUCCAAGAUGAUGAAGUUCAAUUUGAUCUCUAUGAGGCCAUACAACAUCCAAAAGACAAAGGACAAUGUUUCAAAAUUGAUGCAAUUGAUGAAGUUUGCAGAGAAGCUGAUAAGAAGCCUUGUGUGUUUGAUCCUUUGGAGGUAGCUCUCAUCAACAUGUGA